AUGGCAGCAGCUGAAAUGGAGAGAACGACGUCGUUUGAUGCAGCUGAGAAGUUGAAGGCCGCCGAUGGAGGAGGAGGGGAGGUAGACGAUGAACUUGAAGAAGGUGAAAUUGUUGAAGAAUCAAAUGAUACGGCGUCGUAUUUGGGGAAAGAAAUCACAGUGAAGCAUCCAUUGGAGCAUUCAUGGACUUUUUGGUUUGAUAGCCCUAUUGCUAAAUCUCGACAAACUGCUUGGGGAAGCUCACUUCGAAAUGUCUACACUUUCUCCACUGUUGAAGAUUUUUGGGGUGCUUACAAUAAUAUCCAUCACCCAAGCAAGUUGGUUAUGGGAGCUGACUUUCAUUGUUUUAAGCAUAAAAUUGAGCCAAAGUGGGAAGAUCCUGUAUGUGCCAAUGGAGGGACGUGGAAAAUGAGUUUUUUGAAGGGUAAAUCUGAUACCAGCUGGCUAUAUACGCUGCUGGCUAUGAUUGGACAUCAAUUUGAUCAUGGAGAUGAAAUUUGUGGAGCAGUCGUUAGUGUCCGGUCUAAGGGAGAAAAAAUAGCUUUGUGGACCAAGAAUGCUGCAAAUGAAACAGCUCAGGUUAGCAUUGGUAAGCAAUGGAAGCAGUUUCUAGAUCAUAGCGAUUCGGUUGGCUUCAUAUUUCAUGACGAUGCAAAGAGGCUCGACAGAAAUGCCAAGAAUCGUUACACAGUAUAG
Solanum tuberosum (potato) is the source of this 696-nucleotide messenger RNA. RefSeq names its product eukaryotic translation initiation factor 4E (gene EIF4E). Gene Ontology annotation, cellular component: eukaryotic translation initiation factor 4F complex. Gene Ontology annotation, biological process: translational initiation. The record is from RefSeq and is marked provisional. Lineage: Eukaryota; Viridiplantae; Streptophyta; Magnoliopsida; Solanales; Solanaceae. Gene Ontology annotation, molecular function: RNA 7-methylguanosine cap binding; translation initiation factor activity.